CAGAACCCACUAGACAUUCAGGGCACGCGCGUGCGCGCGAACACGCAAGGCCUGUCCAUCCAAGCUCCGCCGGCAGACCACGUGCCGACAACCCUGUGUACGGACUAGGCCACGCCGGCCACGCCGGCCACGCCCGUCUCCCCUGGUCACACUGGCGUCACUUCAGGCGCGACCGUCGCGAGUUGUGAGGGAAAUGCGUAUCGUAACGUGCUUCGAGCUCCACACAUGGCACGCGCUCGGUGGCGCGGGCGAAAAUCGUCGCUUCAAGGUCCAGACGCGGCUCAGCGACCCUAGGCUGCAGGCCACCGUAUACAAGUGUAUGGGUGUGUGUCACGGCCAGAAAAUCCUGUUGGGACAACUUCUUGCAGUAAGCAGCCUUAUUUAUGCCUACAUUCCACGAGGGCUCUGCUUGCGCAGGUCGGCACAAUGUCAGACGGAUGCGUCAGGAUGUGUAUUCCCUGAGUGGAUUGCGCUCGCGUGCACUGAGCAUAUAUAAGAGCUAUUACACCGUUACUUGCAAUCACUGCAUGCCUUACCACGACUCAGGCGCGCACCGGCGAGCUCAACAAGCACGCUUACGCCCGCAGCUCCCUGUAUAAACACUUCUUACAAUUAAUAUUCACACACUCAUUCAGCUUAUACUCGUGGCAUGCGGGGAGCUCAAGUUGCGGUCCCCCGUGCUAAGUGCUUCUCUUAGCUUGAGGUGCCAAUGUCCGCUUCGCCAUGAAAGAAGCCCAUAAAUGCCUGGCAACACGAAGAAGGCAAUGCUCGGAAGGCCGGGGCUCGACGUGUGGCUCGUCAUGAACCUCGUCGCUCUGAGCUGUGCUGUGAUUGCAGCUCAAAACAAUGUAGACGCCGGUUCAUUAACCACACAAGAGGGCAGCCAGACUACCUCCAUCUACGCCACUGGCAGCGGCCCACAUGACGGCGACCUGCGUCUGGUGGAGGGGCCGUCAACACUUGAGGGUCGACUGGAGGUGUUUUACAACGGCACGUUCGGUCUAGUGUGUGAUGACAGGUUCACAAACGCAGCAGCGGAGGUGGCGUGUCGCCAACUGGGUUUCUCAGGCGGACUGGCCUUGUGUUGCAGCCGAUACGGUCCCCAGCAACAGGGACUCACAGGCGGGGUCGGCGGCGGUGGAGCCGCCACCUCCACCACCUCCACCAGCUCCGGCGGCAGCUCCGGUCCGGCGGGCAGCGGUGUCUUGCCGGGUGCCCCUGCCGCCUUCCAUCUGGAUGAGGUGGUGUGCGCGGGCAGUGAGGCGUCGCUGGCCGCGUGCGAGCACAACGCCUGGGGCUUUCACGACUGCGGCAGUGGCGAGGCGGUUGCGGUCCGGUGCUCGGCGCUAGCAGGAGCUGCCGCAAAUAACAGCGCUAGCGGCACCAACAGCACCAACAGCAGUAGCGGCGUCGCGCAGCCGUACAGCAGCGUGGGGCCUGCGAUCCGCUGCCUGGCCAGUGGGUCAGACCGCACGGGCAAUUGUACGGACGUCGGCCCCGUGUACUUCUACUAUGGAGGGGGCACCACGGAGGUGGAGUACCGCGUCUUGUACCGCUACGCAAACGGGGCGCACUCCUGCCCGGCCCCGCUGACGGUGAACGCAUCCGCAGACGAAUACCAGUUCAGCAUGGUUGCCUGGGUCAUGGACCGGGCAGUCCCGCCGCCCCCCGGGCGACACGCUUUCAUGGUGCAGCGCCGCGGCCACAUCGGCAAGCUGUACAAUGUGGGGCCUGCCUGGCUGAAGGACCUGUGGAUUGACGUGAUGGAGACGGUGGAUGACGGGUCCUUGGAACUGGUCGAGUCUAUGGACAGAACCAUGGGCUACGACCCGACCACUGGAAAGCUGGAUGUGGCGGGUCCGGCAAUUGCCGGGUGGCGGUGGAGGCACGGAUCGGUUGGCCUGACCAGUCUUUACGUCCCGGAAACCUUUCCCGAGUUGACGGCAGCCAGCGGUGCCGGCAUCAAUGCCACCUAUCAACUGGUGUACGAAAUGUCGUCAACCCAAGCCACGACGGACUUCCUCGCAUACUCAUACCCAGGCUCCCUGCGCUUCACCGUACACCACGCGCGCUCAAGCCCGCCGCUGCUGAUCUACGUUCAGCUGGAAAGUGUGGUCCACCCCGCCACCCUUUCUGCGCUGCUGCUCCAACGCGUGGAGGGCGACUCGGUGUGGACAGUGGCACGGCUUCCGCCCGAGUCGGACGCGCUCAAACUGCAGCAGCAGACGCUCCUUUUCCGGGAUGAGACGAACAUCCAGGGUUGGGGCUGCCCGCCUUCUGCAGCAGCGACGCCAGCCCCCAGCUCAAUGGGCAUGACUAAUGCUACUGGUGGCACCGGCACAGCCCUGGGCGGCGGCAACGGACUGGAUGGGGCCAACACCACGACCGGGGCAGCUCCCUCGCCGCCGCCCCCAGGCCCCAGCAAUGCUAGCAGCAGCAGUAACACAAGCGCCCAGCAACAGGCCGCAGCACACGCCUACUCAUGCAGCCUGUUGCUCAGGGGUUGCAGCAAUCAGACAUCUCCGCGCUCGGCGGGCGCGACCGCCGCACCAGGCGCACCGCCCUGCUUUGCUGCGGCGGAGCUGCACUGCACAUGGGCGGUGGCGCCCAACGGCACCCAGGGUGCAGCCACAGCAGGUGCGCCUGACGCGCCACGGCUCCAGGUGGAGGUGGGGCAGCAGCUGCUGCCCCACCUCACGUACAGCGGAGUGGACAUCAUCCCGCGCGCUGAUGCGGCACCAGCAGUCGCGGAUGCUGCAGGAGCCACAGCAAACAGCACCAACACCACAUCGGCCGUUGGCAACAGCUCAGUGUCAACAGGAGCGCAGGAUGUUUGGGACUGGGGCAUCAGCAUCCUUGGUCAAGCAGCGGAAUCUGUGAAGCUGCAGCACUCGUGGAUCAGUGAUCUACCGCUGAGCCCCGCGGGGCCUUUGGUGGAGUGCAGGGAAUGCGCGAGCGUGACCUUCCUGAAUGUGACGCUGCAAGACCUCCUUGGGGGCGUGGCACAAGCAGCGGACAACAACACCAGUGCUUCAGACAGCAGCAGCGGCACGCUUGUGCAGCAGCAGCCGGCGGCGGUUGGCGCCGUGCUGGUGACUGGUGUGAGGGAUGUGCACAUGGAGGGCUGCACGUGCCAGCGCGUGACGGGCGCAACAGGCUGGGGCUGCUUGGCAGUGGAGCUGGCGGCGGAGGCCUCGGCGGCGGCCGGGACGGAAGGCUCCGACUACAGCCUGACCCUGGAGGACACACGCGUGCUGGACAACACCAUGGUGCCAGCCGUCGCACCCGCCGCCGCACCAACGACCUUUGAUGCCGCGCCGCCGCCGCCGCCGGGCGCGCCGACCGCUGCGGCGGCGGUGACCGCUUCUGUGGCGGCUCCUGUACGGCCUGUGGACGUCGUACUGCAGGCGCUUCUCAGCAGCGGCGGCGGCACCAUGUCGCUGCUGUCUGACGUGGAUGGGGCGACGGGGGCCGUGGUGGUGCUGCUGCGCAACGCCACCCAGGCGGCGGCGGUGGAUAUCCGCGUCCGGCGUUCCGACCUAAGCCGCAACUCGGGAGGCACGGGCUCGGUGCUCUUCCUAGGCCCCGGCCUCGAGGGUGACAUCGCGCUGGUCUCAACAUCUGUGGGCUGCAACACAGCAUCAGGCCAUGGCGGCGCCUUCUGCACCAUGGGCUUUCUGCGCAAGCUCGAGCUGACGCAGGGCAGCAGCCUCGACGGAAACAGCGCUCUCAAUCAUAAAGGAGGCGUCAUCUACGCGCCGCUUGGCUACGGGUUGUUAAGUCUUGAUAAAAGCAGUGCCUCGGACAACAUUGCUGCGGAGGGCGGCGUGCUGGCAUCGGGUAUGGCAGCGGGCGACGUGACCGUCACAAGCGGAAGUCGAAUGGACAACAACACAGCACAGCAGGCGUGUUCAAUUGUUUGCGGAUGGGUGGCAACUGGCUUGCCGCCAGCGCAUUAUGUGGGCGCAAACGUGACCGUCCGUGCGAGCUCCAUCAGCCACAGUAAAGGUGGAUGGCGUGUGUUCUCCUUCUUCAUGAUGUGGAGCCUUGUGGUAGCCGACAGCGUCAUGGACGGCAGCAAUGUGUCAUUCGUACACGUGGGGUGGUACCCUGAAACUCCCGGAUACGACCGCAGCGUCCACAGCGUUCACAUCGAGAGGUCGCGCUUUGUGAACGGACAUGACCUAUUCUCGGGAGCGAUCACCGACUUCUCAGUAAAUGUUUUUGAGUUGCGCAUCAUAGACUCCGUGAUUGAUCGAAACUCGGUAACCGGGGCUAGCGUGGUGAUCACGGGUUAUUACUACGGCAGCAUCGUCUUCCGCAACACCAGCAUUUCGGACAACAUGAUCAACCGCACCGAUGCCUCUUGGGGCGCCGUACUUUCGGGGAUUGCGGCGGCAGGUGACAUCACAUUCGAGGAUGUUGUUAUGCGGAACAACACAGGCGGGCGAUACGGCGGUUUUAGCAUGGCGUACUUGAGAUCUCUGACCAUUCGGGGUCCCCGAACCGUUAUGGAGGACUUCGCAAAGGGUUUCUUCUACGUGGAACAGAACGUUGAAGCCAUCACCAUUGCAGAUGGUGCGUUAGUCAGAAACAACAUUGACACCAGCGGCGUCCGGAGCGGGGGUUUCAUCCAGAUCGCACAGAACGCUGGUGACAUCACUAUUGACAAUGCCACGCUCCUGGAUAGCAUGGCUGGAAUCGCCGGAGGCUUCAUUACUAUCGGCAAUGACGUGCUGGGUAGCAUCCGCAUCAGCAACGCACACAUUGAGGGCCACACCGCUGGCAACGGCGCGGGUGGAUUCAUGGCGGUAGGCGGCAGCGUGCAGGGCGUCGUGGAGAUCAACAACAGUCGCAUCUGCAACUGUCAGGCGAAGACGUCCGGCGGGGCGCUCUACGUCCAGUCUGGCGUCUUCGGUGGGAUCUUCCUGGGGGCAGGAGCCACACUGUGUGGCAAUAAGGCUGUCACCGGAAGUGGCGGCGCGAUCGCCGGCGGAUUCACGGUCCCUGUGGUCGCCGUGAGCGAUGGCGCCCAGCUUCUGGAGAAUGAGGCGGAGGUGGACGGCGGUGCGGUGUGGUCGUCCGGGCUGAUCGGAAACAUUACCAUCAGUGCCGGUGGGCGUGUGGCGGCAAACAGGGCCGCCGGAAAUGGCGGGGCCUUCGCCGCCGGCUUCAUCGGCGGUGUGGAGCUGCGGGACGGCGGGGAGGCAGUUGGCAAUACCGCGGGUGUGGAUGGAGGGCUGGCGUGGGCGGACCGCCUGACGUCAUUCUGGCUGCGGGGCGGCUCGGCCACAUCCAACACGGCUGGUAACUCAGGCGGCGUGCUAGCUGUCAACACGCUCCCGGACUUUGUGGUACUAGAUGGAGCUGUGCUUUCAGACAACCGAGCCAAGCAAGGCGCUGGCGGCGCCAUAAGCGUGAGCAUCCCGGUUCCGGGAUCGCCGCUGCUGUCCCAAGUGGUGCCUUCGGGCCAAGCGCUCGUCAACAUCACAGGAGGCUCAGUCUUCUCUGGCAAUUACGCCUACAUGGACGGGGGCGUGAUCAGCAUUGCUGCAGAGGAACGUGGCAAUGCCAUUGAUGCAGUCAGCAACGCGCCUCGAAUCCAGCUAAGCGUACACAUGGAGGCCAGUACCUUCCUAAUCAACACGGCGGGUGGCGCGGGCGGGGCUCUGUUUGUGUCGGCCCCAGCCCUGGGCGCCGUCCGUGUGGCCAUCACUGCCUCCAAGUGCCGCUUCACACGCAACACGGCCGGUUCCUCCGUGUUUGAGCGCGGCAGCACCACUGACAGUGGCUGCGGCGGCGCAGUGGCAGCCACGUCCACGCCCAAGUACCGGGCCAUGGCCGUGCUGGAGGCGGCGCAGCUGCAGCAGCAACAACAAGAGGCCGCCGCCGCCGCAAAUGGCGGCAGCAGCAGCAGCAACAACAGCAGCAGCAGCACUAAUGGGAGCCCUGAAGCAGCAGCUCUAGCGUACCUGGACAGUGCCUGCAGCUUGCUGGUGUCGGGCUGUGUGUUUGAAGACAAUGUUGCCCUUAGCAAUGGCGGUGCCGUGUCGGUUGUGUCCUGCCCCGCCCGGGUGGACCGCUCCUCGUUCGCUCGGAACGCCGGCAAGUCAGGUGGCGGCCUGUCCAGUCGGGUGGAAUCCCAGGAGGCCGUCAGCGCGACGCCUGCUACGACAGAACAGCAACAGCAGCAAACUCGGCGGCGGGCGCAGCAGCAGCAGGUGCUGCUGCAAAAGCCCUCGGAAAGCAACCCAUGGCUGCAGGUGUGGGACUCGAACUUUGCCAACAACACGGCCACAGGCCCCUGCGGUGGCGGCGUGCACGUCGAGUUUGGGCGGGGCGAGAGCGCGCGCAUUGCCCGCUGCUACUUUAGCGGCAAUGCCGCGCCGUUGGCAGGGUCCGGCGGCGCCGUGUGCCUGCAAGCCCUGGGCAGCAGUGGGCGGGCAGAGGUGGCCGACUGCAAUUUCAGCGGGAACUCAGCCGCGGAGCUAGGCGGAGGCGUGCUCGCGGAGCUCGCAGGCAGCGGCGGCGGCGGCGGCGGCCACCACCUGCUGCUGUCGCGGCUUGUGAUGAGCGCGGAUGCGGCAGGCAGGGCCGGCGGCGCUGUGGCCCUUGCGUCCGUCUCAGCGUCAUCCGUGCUGGCUCUCCAGGACAGCUCCAUCUCUGGCUCCUCCGCCGCACAAGGUGGUGCAGUGUACGCCCAGUGCCGGGUUGGCAGUAGCAGUAGCAGCAGCAGCAGCGCGGGCACAGCGGGCACAGGAGCAGCCGCAGCAGGCGGCUGCAGCAGCGGAGUCGGAUACGACGUGUUGCGCAUGGACAACACCCGCAUCUCGCAGUGCAUGGCGCGGGCAGGCAGCGGCGGCGGCUUGUAUCUGGCUGCGGGCACCACUGCCCGGGUCCGUGACUGCGCGUUCACUGCCAACACAGCCUCGGCGUCGGGCGGAGGUGUCCGAGGCACGGACUGCGCGCGACUGAGCCUGGAGCGCGUGUCGGUGCGGGGCGGCAGCGCCGACCAGCUGGGAGGAGGCGUGGCGUCCACGUGUGCGGAGCUGCUGGUGCUGAACGGCAGCAGCAUCGUAAACAACUCGGCGCUCACAGGCGGAGGGCUGGCGCUGUCGGGCCCAGCUGCAGCCGCCACGGCUGACGGGACGUCGUCGCGCCCGGCAACAGUGACCAUCACAGAUGCAACCAUAGCUGCCAACAGCGCGAGCCCCCUAGCUGCCGGUGGCAGUGGCAGUAACAGCAGUAGCACUGGAGGGCGUCAGGCAGUCUACGUGCGUUACGGGGGGCACGGAGGCGGGGCGUUUGUUGCCGGGAACGUGUCGGUGCUUCUUCGGGAUGUGGACAUGUCCGUCGGCAACCUCGCGGUGACCGGGUCAGCGGUGGCGUCCACACAGCAGGGGUGCUUGCCCGGAGCAGCCGGCGGCGAUGACGCGUGUGCGCAGCAGCUCGUCCUGCAGGAUGUACGGCUGCCAGCUCAAGAGACGCCAUCUGUUUGGCUGCAAGACACAAGUGCUCGGGCGCUGCGUGUCAACUGCAGCGGCCUCGCGAGGUUAAGCAACGUACCCGCACCUGCAGUGCAAGCGCCAUGCACAGCCGCAGCGGCCGCCGACACCAGCAGCAGCAACGGCACGGCGGCAUCUGACCAGCUUCUGCGGGCGUGUUUGCUAGAGCAGCAGCUUGGGCAGUGUGUCGUGGCGCCGACCGUGGAGCUCGUUAGAGACCAGAUAAGCCCUGCGACAUUUAGCGCUCUGAGCCUUCUGGAUGCGCCGCCCACCCACAUGCGGCUUGUGUCCGGGCUACAGUCGUCAGAUGGGUGGCUGGAGUUAAGCGCGGGCACGGCCUUCCAGCUCGCUGUGCAGAUCUUCAACAGCCUUUCUCAGCCGCUACAUACGGACACAAUGGAGUGGAGCAUCGCAGUCAGCAUCCGGCCGCUGCGGCUCCCCACCAACAACGCCACCAGCAUCGAACGCCCCUGGAACGAUCCCAACCUGGCGAAUCUGGAUCCGGAUCCGGCGGCGGGCGGCUCCCUGACAGCCAACGUGGUGGGCGGGGUGGCCACGUGGCCUCGCCUCAAGGUCCGGGGCUGGGUGGGGCCUUACGAGCUCAUCUUCCGGGCCUUCAGCCCCAGUGAUGCAACCCUGUACCAGGUAUCGGACUUGGCAGUGCGAGCCCGCAUCCUGCCAUGCCUGGAGGGCGAGGCUCUGGACCUGAGCUGGGCGCAGCAGUCGUGGGGGCAGCCCUCCUGGGUGUCGUGCGCCAGGUGCAGCGGCGGCACCUUCACUCUGUGGCGCGACACGCGGCCCGCCCUGUCCGACGUGGAUAGCCCCAACUACAUGCAGCAGAUGAAGGAGCUGUCCCAACACGCGGCAGCCUCCCAGGCGGCUUGCCAGCGGUGCCCCAACAACGCCAUCUGCCCCGGCGGCCGUGUCGUUGUGCCCAACCCAGGCUACUGGCACUCGGCCCCGGACUCCGCACUGCUGCACCGCUGCCCGCAGCAGGCAGCGUGCGGCAACCCAGUGGAUGCCAACCGCUGGCCUGACGUGCAGCGCGCACUGAGCACCGCAGCCUCCACCCUGAUCAGCGCCAACGCAUCCCUCAGCACCACCCUCGGCGCCCUCAGCACCCUCAGCAGCAGCAAUGGCCUGGAUGGCCCGGGCUAUGACGCACGAUCAGAGUGGCUCAUCGCCUGCCAGCAGCUUCGGGGCUCUCUGGCCGUAGCCGGCGGCGGUUCCAGCAGCAGCAGCAGCAGCAGCAGUAUCAAUGCCAACGCGCUCCAAAGCGGAAACGCAGCCCACGGCAGCUUGGUGGCGCUGACACCAGACACGGUGGCUGCGGCGUGUGGCGGCAGUAGCAAUGACACGGCUGGCGGUGGCGGCUACCUCGGGCUGCAGUGUGCGGAGGGCUAUGCCGGCAACCUGUGCGCCACAUGCACACCUGGGUACUUCCUGGACUCGGAGCUCAGCUGCUCGCCAUGCCCUAGCCUCGGCUACACAAUCGUGAUUGCCAUCCUAGCACUCAUCGGUACCACCAUGCUCAUUCUCUACACGAGCUACGUCACAUUUGAGGAGCAAAUCAUUCUGUCCCGAACCGCUAGCAACAGCCUGCACAAGCCCAACGAGAAGGAGACGUCUGCGGCCGACAUUCUCAAGGUCCUGAUUGUGCACGUCCAAUUCUAUGUCAUCGUCACCCGCCUGGCAAUCCCCUACCCCGACUCUGUGUCGCGUCUCGCGGCCGUCACCACCGCCAUCACGGGCAGUGAGAACGCGUUUGUGUACAGCCACGCGUGUUUCGUGCCAAGACUCAACCCUGAGUGGCAGGCGCGCUCCCAGCUGGCAGGCGCGCUCAUCACGCCGGUACUGGUGCUGUCGCUCAGCCUCCUGAUUUGGCUUCUCCGUCGCACUGUGGCCAAGUGCCUGGCGCACGCUCCCUCGCGCAACGCGAAUCGGCUGCAGCUGACCCAUAGCUUCUCGUCCUCUGGUGGAGGGCUGGAGCCGCGCAGCAGUGCCGCCGCCGCCCCCGCAUUCCGCCAGCCGUCCCCCGGAACAACGAUAGACGAGGAGCCGCUCGCCACGCCCACGGGUUCUGUUGUGUCAGCGCUGUACACCGCAGCGGCGUCGGUUGCUGCGGCGGAUCCCUCCCAGCGCCUGCAGACCAUGCAGUCACUGCAGCACCAGCCGCACUUCACGCUCAGCAGUCGCUUCUCGGAGGGCGGCGGCGGCAGCACCCUCGGGAGUGCCGCCGUCGCUCAACGGGCGGUUGGGGGCUUGCUGUCCACGGCCGCCUCCCUGCGCCUUAUUGUCGCCACGGACGGCACGGGGGUUGUGGACUUUGCAGAUGAAGACGACUGCACAGACGAAGCUCCGGAGCCCCCUGCGGCGCCCCAGACGGAGCCGAUCCCGGAGCCCCUUGCGGGGGCAACUCCGUCAUCCGUGCCCUUCGACGACCCACGCAGCCACGGCUGCAGCAGUAGCGGCGAAACAGCAGAUGAGCACACGCGCAGCGGCAGCCACGCGCAGAGUGCCCGAGGCGCAAAGGAUGCGGACGCGGCCCCGCCUCUCUCCGCCGCGUCCUCCAUGCAGAGGCGGCGCACGCAAGACGCGGCUGCCUCUGUCGCUGCGACACAGCGCGACCUCCGCAUGAGCGCCAAUGGCAUGCUGCCCGCAUCCGCCUUCGCGCUCGCCCAGGCGCCCAGCCUGCGGGGGCGUCUGUCCCUCUUGCGCUCAAAGGACAGCAGGCCGCAGACGCCGCGCGCGCCCCUCGCCACCUCUCCCUCGCUGCGCCCCGUGGGCAGUGGCAAGCUGCAGACCGCGCUGUCCAACAUCAGCCGAAUUUCGGUGGUGGCUGGGAUUUCGGAGAGCUUCCAGAAGAGCGGCGUCCGGCGGCUGUUGUCCCAGCUAGACGCCAGCUUGAAGCUAGGGGAGCAGCUGCUGGUGGUGCUGAUGAUUGGCGUGUUCAUCGUGUACCCGGGAUGGGCCAAUGCGGCACUCAGCGUCUUUACAUGCUACAUCAUCGACGACGGCUCCACGGGCCUCUUCCCCGAGCGGCAGCAGGCCACGUGGCCGUACGGGUACUGGAUCCGAGAUCACAACCUGCAGUGCUACAACGGCACCCACCUGCGUGUGUACGUGCCGGUGGGCGUGGUCGCGUUCGUGGUGCUGUGCCUGGCGCCGCCCGUGGCGUCUUUCGUCAUACUGUGGCGGCGCCGCAAGCAGCUGACGGAGCCGCAGGUCCAGCUGCGGUACGGGUUCCUGUACAGCCGCUACAAGCGCCGCUUCUGGUACUGGGGCAGCGUGCAGAUGGUGCAGCAGCUGCUGCUGGUGGCUGUGGAGAUGUUUGGGCGCGCCCUCACCCAGGUGGACCAGCAGAUUGCGGUGCUGCUGGUCACAUUCACGCUCAUGGCGCUCGUCAACAUGGCCUGCUCGCCCGCAAAGAGCCGCCUGCUGACGCUCCUUGAUUUCUUCUCCCUAGCCGUGCUGAUCCUGACGCUCUCCCUCAGUCUCUUCUUUGUCACGGAGGCGCCCCUGGAGCGCUCUCAGGCGGACGCCGUGGGGGUCCUCAUCAUCGCCAUCAACGCCGCCCUGCUGCUGUCCUUCGCCGCGCUGCUGCUGCGCCGCACCUGGAUGGCGCUGCAGGACAAGCUGGACCAGCGGCUGCGCAAGGUGUGGCGCCGCGUGGCCACCUUCAACAGCGUGCGAGAGGGCGCGCAGGAGGUGUGCGUGGAGGCGCUGCCGCCGCACGGGGGGCACCAGCACCAGCGCGACCCCGAUGGCGGCGGCACGCAGGCGGCGGCAGCAAGCGCUGCUGUGGGCGCGCCGCCACCACCACUGCAGCCGGCAGCGUCGGGGCCGCUUCUACCGCAGUCGCACUCCCUUGCAUCGCCCGCAGCGGCAGUUGCCGCACAGGCAGCAGUUGCAUCGCCAGCAGCAGCUGCCGGUGGUCGGACGCGGGAGGGGCCGCUGCUGCCGCUGCCACCCAGCGCGCUGCCUGGCCGCCUCAAGGUCAUGCGUGUCGGGUCGCCGCUCAUCCACAACACAACACACACGGCGGGCGCUGCUCCUGCGCGCCCCUUGUCGCCUGCGUCCUCUACCUCCCUGCACCCGCAGCCAUCGUCAACGCUGGCCCCGCAGAGCUCAUUAGGCCAGUCCCGCUCUACCCACUCUUGGUCGACAUCGCAGCCGCCCUCUCAGCCCCCCUCCCAGCCCCCCUCCCAGCCGUCCUCGCAGUCCCCCUCCCAGCCGUCGUCGUCCCAGACUGGCGCCGGCGGGCGGCGGCCGUCAACGGCCAGCCCUCAGCCGCUGCGCGCAGCAGUACAGGCUGCCGCCGUACACCAACAGCCGGGGCCGCAGCCGCUGGCACAGCCGCCUCUGCAGGCGUUGUUCCGCCAGGCUGGCAGUGACGGUGCUCGUGCAAGGCCCGCAGACCAGGACCCAACGCCCUUCGCGCUGCUCCAGCAGAUGGACUCCAUGUUUUAGUGAAAGUGCCGAUGGUUCGAUGCGUGGGUUGUGCCACUGUCCUGCAGUGUUGGUGGCCCCCCCAAAAAAUGUGUCAGGUUGCAGGCUCGCACGCGCACAGCUAAAACUGUAGAAAUUGUUGAAUCAUGCUGAAGACACGACCGGCAUACUGCUGAAUCAUAUUCGAGGCUUGAUGGGGUGCAGGGGCAAAUGCGGGGUAUGACUGUUUUGCGCGGUGAUAUGCUUGAUUAAGCUCCCUUCUCCUUUCAUGUGUGAGACUUGCUACUGUUUCUUGUGUUCUGCUCCCUGCAUCAACGAUAUGGAUCAGCGCUUGUUAUUGUGAGGGUUACUUUCCAUGGGGGCCAUGGUCGAAAUGCUGCGUAUGGCAUAAGUGAGUGUAGGGGCGGUUACCUAAAUGGUAUGCGCGCGCCGCGACAUUGAAUAAGGUGGGUUCAUGAGCCGCACGAGCGCGCAGCGUUGUGUGAUGUAUAAGGCGAAGUGGUUCCUGGAUAAAUUUGGGUGUGCAACCCUGGUGCCUGGCUUUGGUUAGGCUCGUGUGUUCAUUCAUGGUUCCCUUCAUGGUUCGAAGCAACGUGGUUGCACUGUAUGGUGUCGUGUGGCAUUGCGUGUGCGUGGUUGUCUUGCAGGACGUGCAGGACGUCUCUCGCUCUUCUCGCUGCUUGGUCCAACCGUUGCAGCUGUUGAGGUUGAGGCAGCCUGAGUCAUGGCGCACACGAGUGACGCGCCUGAACGUGCCGAGUGCGAAAUGCUUAGGCAACAAGCCAUGUUAGCGGAGUGCUGUCGAAACAUGUAUCACAUAGUGCAUGUUAUCCCUUUUGAAGCACACAGAUGCCUUGUGAGGUUUCGGCUUUGCUGUUGGCCGAUUGCAGCUAAUAGAGACCACCUAGAAAUGCCAGGCUUUGCCCCCUCUGCAACAAAGGAGUAGAGGAUGAACGGCAUGUUUUGCUUAAGUGUGAAGCGUACACGUGUGUCAGAUCAACGUACGGUAUCAGUUCUGAUUCAAUGCAGCAGGUUAUGCAAGGUGGCUUGCUGCGUAGUGGCUUAAGUUGGCUUGCUGCAUGCGUGGUAUUUGGUCUAAGGGCUGUCUUUUGAUUAGGCAGAACCGUCUUGAUUAGGCAGAACCACGACGGUGCACACGGUGUGCAAGGCGUAACUGACAAUCCAGUUCCAGGAGACGAGGGGCCCUUGCGGCUCGGUUAGU
This is a messenger RNA of Chlamydomonas reinhardtii, 13176 nucleotides long. RefSeq lists its product as uncharacterized. The coding region runs from base 765 to 11975 and encodes 3736 amino acids. Gene Ontology annotation, biological process: protein deubiquitination; double-strand break repair via homologous recombination. Gene Ontology annotation, molecular function: ubiquitin binding. The transcript is spliced from 38 exons. The record is from RefSeq and is a predicted model, not a curated record. Lineage: Eukaryota; Viridiplantae; Chlorophyta; Chlorophyceae; Chlamydomonadales; Chlamydomonadaceae. Gene Ontology annotation, cellular component: membrane.